Molecule: messenger RNA, 1326 nt
Organism: Parnassius apollo (apollo)
Lineage: Eukaryota; Metazoa; Arthropoda; Insecta; Lepidoptera; Papilionidae
Source: the annotation of a GenBank genome assembly
AUGACUGAUGAGGGCAAAGCCAGUGUGGAUUAUGUAAAUAACUUAAAUUUGAGUUUAAACAUUAAUAAAACGCUGCAGUUUAUAGAAGAACUGGAUAUACUAUUUCAGCCUGAAGUCGUGCUUAUUGGCUUAUAUGUACCGAUAUUAAUAUUGUCUCUUAUAACUAACAUUCUUCUCAUAGUUGUGGCGGUUAAGUACAACUAUACCAAAAGCGUAACUAAUAUAUUCCUCGUGAAUCUGGCAACUGCAGAUUUGUUGGUCACAAGCGUCUGCAUGCCAAUACAGCUUAGUAAAGCUAUCACAUUAGUUUGGUUCUAUGGAGAUACGGUAUGCAAAAUCGUAAAUUAUAUACAAGGUGUUGCAGUAGCAGCAAGUGUUUUCACGUUGACAGCCAUGUCAGUUGACCGAUGGCUGUCUAUAGCACCAGAACCACGGCUGCGACCACCAGGAAAACGGCAAGCGUUGCUGCUAUUGACCUUACUGUGGUUUGCGGCACUGCUGAUAUUCAUACCACUAUUGAUGGUUGCCACAGUGACCAAGGAGGCUGUACCUAUUAUUUCAAAGGCGUAUGAAAAUAUAUCUAUAGAAACGAGAGACGUACAUUUUUGUACAGAGGAAUGGUCGGGACCAGAAUCCAGAAAAAAGUUUGGAAUAUUUAGUUUUACUCUAGUGUACGCUAUACCAGGUUCAAUCACAAUCCUAUCAUAUGCCUGUAUGGGCCGAACGCUAUGCUCUGUCAGGCCACCUUUUGACAUUGAUGAAGGAAACGUGAGCAUGCAGCAGGGCUUAAGACUAAUGAGGGAAAGGAAAAGAGUAGCCUGGAUACUCCUUCUUCUAGCAGUGCUUUUUGCACUUUGUUGGUUACCCUACAAUAUAAUGCAACUGCUGUUGGAUAUAAAUAUCGUAAACGCGAAAAAUCUAAGCGUUUAUUUACCAUAUGCUUUAUUCAUAGGUCACGCAAACUCUGCUAUAAACCCUAUAGUGUACUGUCUGAUGACCCGAAACUUUCAAAGGUCUAUACGGAAACUUGUAUGUGGACGCGCUGCAUGGAAGCAAAAUAAAUUUACGUGGAGAUGUACUCAAAAACCAGAAGCGUCUUCGAGUGACUACGAGCUUUAUCAUGAACCGCAUAAACGGUGUUUACACUUGAAGACCUUGCGUCAAAAUGGGCAAGCACGUGGAAGUCAAAUUCCACAUGUGGUCGAGGCCCGUCCACACACAACGCAGCUCAGUCACGUGACCCGUUCAUCCCGCAGGACCGCACCCGCGCACGUGCUCUCUGUUGAGAUGUUGCAGCGACAUGGUCUUAUUGAUUUAAAGCGCUAA